GUGCCAAAACCUUGCCCCAGCGAUUCACUCGCUUGCGUUUUCAUCGAUUCGGCAAAGAUUAUUGCUGAAACGAUGGAAUAUUAUUACAUAAAAUUCCGCGAAUUUUUUGGCUUAUUUGGAAUUCAACUUGCCCAAGGAGAUGAUAAAAAGCAUUCUGGCGAGCCGGAAAAGCGUGAUAUCGAAAAAGAUCGAGAUUCACUAAAAAUCGAACCAGGCUAUGAAAAGCGGAUGUUGGACUCGGAGACUAUGCAUAGGAGACAGAAAAGCGGUAGCGAAUUGAAGAUUGAACCUUCUGACCCAAGAGAACUAAAAUCGCGAAAGCAAAUGAUAAGACUUAUGGAGAAAUUCGAGCUAUUGAAACUGCAGCUGGAGGGUAAGCCCCAAGAUCAGGAUGAGGAAUAA
Strongylus vulgaris is the source of this 402-nucleotide messenger RNA. NCBI's taxonomy places the organism in Eukaryota, Metazoa, Nematoda, Chromadorea, Rhabditida, Strongylidae. The record is from the annotation of a GenBank genome assembly.